Closterium sp. NIES-67 is the source of this 2640-nucleotide messenger RNA. Lineage: Eukaryota; Viridiplantae; Streptophyta; Zygnematophyceae; Desmidiales; Closteriaceae. The record is from the annotation of a GenBank genome assembly.
AAUCCCAAGGCCUCUUUCCCUCGGAUUUUUCAAAUUUCUCUGGUUUCAUUGUUCUGCUGCUUGGCUUUUCUUGGUUCUAGUCCAGACCAGGCCGGUUCCACGUACAUUAGGGCAGCGAUUUCCGGUCCGUUUCCCGUGUUCCGUGACUGAAUCGAUACCACGCGAUAAAAAUGGUUCCCUGGGGUCUCAUUGUCAGCGUCGCGGCGUACGCGGCAUUCCCGCAGCACCGCACGGUUAUCGUCGCGGUUAGCGCCGUCGGGAGCCUGGUGCGCGGCGGCAAGAAGAAGGGAAAGGCCGUGCGGCACAAGUCGUUCGUCGCCGGGGACCCCGACCGCGGCGUGAAGCUCGAAUGGAGCAGCAUCACGUGCCAGCUGCUCGAUAAGAAGGGCAACGAGGUGAAGAAGCUGCUGGACGGCUUGAAUGGGAGCGCGAGGCCCGGUCGCCUGCUGGCGAUCAUGGGGCCGUCGGGGUCGGGCAAGACGACGCUGCUCAACACGCUGGCCGGCCAGCUGCCCAAGAGCAGCAAGAUCGCCCUCUACGGAUCCAUCCGCGCUAAUGGCGUCCCCAUCGCCGAUUCAUGGCACAAGCAGGUGUACGUGCGCCAGGAGGACAUCUUCUUCUCGCAGCUCACGGUGCGAGAGACCCUGGUGACGGCGGCGAAGCUGCAGCUGCCGUCGUCCAUGUCGGACGAGGAGAAGGAGCAACACGUGGAGCAGCUGCUGCAGCACCUGGGACUGGUGAACGCAGCAGGCACGAUCGUGGGCGACAACAAGACGCGCGGCAUCAGCGGCGGCGAGAAGAAGCGGCUGUCGAUUGCCUGCGAGCUGCUGGGCAACCCGUCCGUGGUGUUCGCAGACGAGCCCACCACGGGGCUGGACGCGUACCAGGCGGAGAAGGUGAUGCAGACGCUCAAGGACCUCGCCAAGGAGGGCCGCACUGUGAUCUGCAGUAUCCAUCAGCCACGUGGCAGCGUGUUCGACAUGUUUGAUGACAUCAUGGUGGUUGCGGGCGGCAAGCUCGUCUACUCGGGGCCGGCUGGGGAUGCGUGCCUUGAGUACUUCAAGAAUCAAGGCCACGACUGUCCCCUCCACUCCAACCCAGCAGAGUUCCUCUCAGACCUGGUUGGCACGGACCACACCUCUGCCGACACCGAAGCGCAGUCCGCCGCCCGCAUCCAGCGCCUCAUCCAGGCCUUCGCCGCCCACUCCGCCGCCCAAACCGGCAGCUCCACCGCCCUGGCCGUCUCCCAAGACCUCCAAGCCAGCCUAGCCGACUCCGAGGAGGAAGACGGGGAGGAGGACGGGGAGGGGGGCGGCAAGUCGAAGCGGCGUCUCGGGCUGACUGCAGCGAAGGCAGACGGGGCAGGAGCCGGGUUCUGGCAGCAGUUCAAGAUCCUCCUGGUGCGCGCGUGGCGGCAGACCACCCGUGACCGCGCCACCAACGUGGUCCGAGCCAUGAUGAACCUCACAUCUGCGGCCAUCUUCGGAUCCAUCUUCUGGCGCAUGGGGUUUGGGCAAACGACCAUCCAGGACCGCAUGGGUCUGCUCCAAGUGGCGGCUAUUAACACCGCCAUGGCGUCGAUCACCAAGACGCUGAACGUGUUUCCGAAGGAGAGGCAGAUUGUGGAGCGGGAGCGAGCGAAGGGCGCGUAUGCAGUGGGCCCGUACUUCCUCUCGAAGCUUGUGGCCGAGCUGCCGGUCACAGCGUUUUUCCCGGCGCUGUUCUCGAUGGUGUGCUACCCCAUGACCGGUCUGCACCGCACUGUACCCAGGUUCCUCAAGUUCCUUGGCGCCACCACAGUGGAGUCCUUCACGUCGUCAGCCAUGGGGCUCACAGUGGGGUGCAUCGCGCCCACCACCGAGGCGGCCAUGGCGCUGGGCCCCUCCAUCAUGACGGUCUUCAUUGUCUUCGGCGGGUACUACGUCAACGCGGACAACACGCCCGCCAUCUUCCGCUGGAUCCCCAACGCCUCGCUCAUCCGCUGGGGCUUUGAGGCGCUGUGUGUGAACGAGUUCGACGGGCUCACCUUCGAAGCCACCAAGCCCACGGACCUCAAGACUGGCCGGCAGGUGCUGGAGCGCCUGUCGUUCGCCGACAGCUCUGUGGCCAAGUCCGUGCGCAAGGAGGUGCAGAUCAUGCUCGGCUGGUACUGGGCCUCCGCCUACCUGCUCCACAAGAAGACUCCCGAGUUCACCCGCCUGCUGCCGGUGUCUAAGCUUGCAGGCAAGGAGUCUGAGUCUGGCAACGGGGUUGAGGGGGCGGCUGGGAAGAGCAGUGUGGUUAUUGAGGAGGUGAUUGAAGCGAGCGGGGAAGCUGUAACGGCGGCUGAGGUGACUGAAGUGAGCGCUGAAAGUCUGACAACCGCCGAGGUGACGACCACGACCACAACAACCACCACCAUCACCACCGAGUCCGCGAGCACAGAGGUUGAAACCUCGGUCGAGGAAGAAUUUGUUGAGGCUGAGUAGUAGGAAAUCCUUGGGGGGGGUUGUGUGAUCUAUUAUCUCAACAUGGCACUUGCAGUCGCGGUGCCUUUCUCCUUCUUUUACAGUAAUAACAAACAGUUGAUUGCUCAUGCCUGUAGCUAUUAAUAGUCAUAUUUUUGUAGCCACUAAGGCUUUUACUGACUUAUAGAGACUG